Messenger RNA from Amoebophrya sp. A120, 4955 nucleotides. The record is from the annotation of a GenBank genome assembly. NCBI's taxonomy places the organism in Eukaryota, Dinophyceae, Syndiniales, Amoebophryaceae.
AGGUUCGUUGAGGCGGUACAUAACAGAUCUAGCUCUAGGAAUUCAUUUCUGUAUCCGCUGGAGAAUAUUCACGACAUCUUUUGGUCAUCUACUGUACCUGUACCAUCCGACAAUAACAAAAAAAGUGAAUCAUUGUUCUAUGAAAGAACCUCAUCAAAAAAAUGGUGAUAUACGACGACUUCUGUUCCGAGAUAGUGUUUUGAAGUUGGAUACGGUCGUAUUUACCAAAGUCGAACCGCCCAUUUAGUAUUAGCACUCGCGAAAAAUGGGCAAUAAAAAUAGGUUUCGACACCAGGGUGGGCAGCACCCUGCCCGGCACAACGGUGGUGGGUUCCAUCGGAAUGGAAACAGCAAUUUCGUCCCGGGCAAUAGUGUGAUCAAAUCGUUUGACAAGCAGCAUAACUUCCCGAACAACAGCAACAAACCGCAUGGAGGAGCAGGCUCAAACCCAACAAUAUCAUCGUCUUCAACAAAUAAAUCGCGGUCGUCGCCUGCGCGAAAAGUCGGCUUGAUAAACCCCCGAUUUUUCUGCUUCUACAACAGUUUGCUGCAAUGUCUGUACCACACCGACGAUUUUAGAGAAUACGUACUCUCGGACACCGCGAGCCGCGACCUCCGAAACGCGACAGAGCGAAAUAGCUCGAUUCCGCUCGAUGCGAAGAAAAGUGGCUGUCCUCUCGGGGACCACAGGCGAAAACUGGUGCGCGUCCAGGAGGACCUUCGCAGCCUGUUUCACAGCAUGAACAACUGUCCCAGGAACGCACUGAAACCCAGUGAUCAGCUGGUAUUUUUACUAAUUUCACGCUCGAGAAGUUUCAGGAUUUUGAAACACGGUAUUGCUCUGAGUUCGCCUCGAAUUUCUGACAUGAGCAUCACAAGGUCCACAAACCGCAGCUUUUGAUGUUGCGUGAUCCAACGCAUUUUUGCAGUUUUCGAAAACCAAAUUUCAUCAGAUUCAGAAGCUGUUCCAGGGGAGAAAUCACCACCGCUUGAUGCAGGACUCUCACGAACUGUUUAACCGAGUGAUGGCGCGUUCACACGAAGAAGUCUGCCCGCAAGCGGACCGCCGCAGUGAGGUGGAGAAGCACAGUUUCGGGCCGUACACGGUUUUCGGAGGCUUUCUGCAGCAGAGCGUCGUGUGCCAGAAAUGCCAUACGGUACUUACGUCGCUUGGGAUUGUAGUUAGAUGCAUCCCGAACGCAGAUGCAGAAAAUGUGAAGUCUCACUCCUAUGGUCAUGUCCUGCGUGUUGAAUAAUUGCGGCCAACUCGACAUUGCAGCAGUGUUUUUCUUUUUCUCCAAAAUAAGUACGACAACUUGAUCAAAAAAAAACAGGCUUCCAAGCGCACUGAUCCUGUGAUGGAAAUUUCUUUGAGCUUUCCCGUCGAGCAGAGGAACGGAGGUGGGCGGUCGUUUGGGAACAACAGGAAUCGCAUUCAGAUGCAGCAGCAGCAGCAGCACGGUGGCGGAAGCCAGAAAGUCAGUGUGUACGACCUGUUGCAGCACUACUUCAGGAAGGAGCACCUGUGUGGAGAAAACAAGUAAUUUGAAUUCCGCAUUUCUUGUUCCUAAUACCAUGCAUGGAAUUCGUCCUCGACCCGGAAAAAACCUAUGUACAUUAAGCUGAAACAUCGCAACAAUGGAACAUCAUCCUCUUUUUCAGGUAUCUUUGUUCGCACUGCAAGAGCAAGCAGAACGCGACCAAAUUCCAGCAAAUCCACCAGAUUCCGAAGCACAUGGUUUUUCAUUUGAAGCAAUACGACGACUGCGGCCGCAAGGUGAACAAAAAGAUCGAGUUGCCGCAAGUCAUCAAAAUGGGCAAAUACACUACGGCACCCGAUGAGGAGUGUGAGUACCAGCUUUACGCGACCCUACACCACAGCGGCGCGACGACCCAGGACGGCCACUACUACUCGUUCACGCGUGACGGGGCAGAGUGGUACUAUCAAAACUAGUUUUACUAGGCGUGGUUCUACUAUGUGAAAUGCAGUUCUUCACCUACAUGCCGUGGACGAGCAUGUGAUGUUUCAUAGGAAAAGGUCAUGGCAGAGUAAGCAAGGCUAUUCCACCAAGCCCCAAGUACUCGACGCAACUUGAUUCCCACUAUCUCUAUCUACCAAACUAACAGGACCUGCUUCGACGAUUGCCGAGUGAGCCGGAGUUCGUAUGAACAGGCGACGAAAUACAACAUUUCUCAGGGGCGGGGAAUGUUUGGCGGUAAUAUCACCGGCCCGUACAUGGCUUUUUACGAGUUAGUGAAAGGAAAACCGCGCAGCCUCCUGGAGGAGGAAAUGUCGCAGAAGUGCAAGAAGGCGAAUUUGGACAAGAAAAUCAAACAGCGCGCCGCGCAGGCUGCUGGCGGCGUGGAGAGGGAAAAAGGGAGGUCCGCCUCCGUCACUGCUGGCGGUGCGGCUGGACCGGAUGGUAUUCAAGUUAAGGUCGAAAUUAACGGUUUGAAAUGUAAAAAAGAGAAGCCAUCAGCAGUGUGCGGAAGCAAGGAGGAACCGCAUGAACAGGAUCUGCAGAAACAAAGCCCAGUUGUCGCUAGUACCCCCGCAGCUCAAGCGCAGCUCCCAGGCGACCAAACGUCCUCGGUCACAAAGCAAAGCAAAAAAGAGAGAAAGCUGAUGUUGAAGAAGUUGAAAAGAGCUGCUCUUCUAGAAAAGGACCCGGCUGCGGCUGCCAACGAUUCCCCUGAAGUUGAAACGACAUCAAGUACGACUGCAAAACCGAAUGAAGAAAAGAAGCGCGACGUCGCGACUGCUAGUUCCAAUACUUCCGACACAGUUCUACCCCCUGCACUACAAUCUCAACUACCUGGUGCUAAAGCGACUGCACCCGCCACCAGCGCGACGUCAUCUACUUCCUCUGCUCUACCGGCGACUGUUCGACCAUUGAACACUUCCAACUCCUCGUCUGGAAAAAUUAUGUUAGCAACACCUUGCCUGCUCCAAGGCGAAAAGAAAGAAACCUCCGCUAACGCCGCAACAGAAGCUAAUAGUUCCGGCGCUGCACCAGCACCACCAACUUUGCAACAACUUGCCUCAGAUCAGACGAACGAAACCAAAGUGAAGAACAAAGGUAGUCGUGCCACUUCUUCUAAGCACGACGUCGAGGCAAGUGCCACAUCCUCCACGACCGCAGGAGGAGAACCGCUUUCCCGCUCUUGCUCUGCGACAUCGGAAGCGGCGCAGCAGGUGAGCCACCCGAAUGCAAUUACCGGCAUUGUCCGACCCGGCACAACAGCGGCCUCCUCCUCCAGUACAGGAGGAUCUUCAACUGUGGGCAGCUCCACUCUGCAGCUGACUUCCAAUUCUUCCUGUGGAGCGGAUCAGAUCGAUGUGACUCCCUCGACCGCAGCUGGAUCCCCGUCGUACGGCAACGGAGGCGCAGGGGAAUCGUCGGUAGAAGAACCGAAGACGGAGCCCCCUGCGGCGGUCUCUGAGCCUCGCAUCGAAGAGAAAAUCGCUGUCGCUGGGAGCUGCGGCUCUUGUUCGUCAUCGUCUGGUCUGUCUGGAUCUACACCGUCUGAAGCGGGUGCGUCUGCAAAGAAGCGGAGACCACCGAGCUGCAGAGAUGACAAAAGAGAUGACGAAGUUGUUGAACGACCGAGUGCAACCGCAACGGCAACAUCUGUUGCUGGUGGCGUGGAAGUAGAAGAGCCUCCAAGAAAGAAGAAAAAGAAAAGACAAGAAGCGAAGGAGGCUCGCGAGGCGACAAAAGAUGAGCGAGAAGUUCUCCGAAAGCAGCUGCAGUUGUCAGACGCGAAGAAACUUGUCGUGCGUGAUGAAGCAGCGCCUGUACAAAUUUCUAGGGACCAGGCACCAGCAGCAGCCGCAGUUGUUUCGAGCAAAGCAGUCUCCGUGGGUGAAGAAAUGUUGUCGAUGCACCAGGACCACGCGAGGCAAGCUGCAGCUGAAGCAUCGACUUCGUCAGCCGCAGCAACGACUGAAAAGAAAAAGAAAAAAAAGAAAAGAAGCAGAACGUCAGAAGUGAGUCAAUCAAGGCUCCACCUGUGUGAAGAGGGAGAGGAUCACGCUGCUGAUGCUGUGGAGAUGAAGAAAUCCAGCGCUACAUCAACAUCCGCCACGUCAAUAGAAGCUGAAGUGCAUGAUCAGAAGAGCGAGCUUGAUACGGAGCCUGUCGAACCCGAAAAGAAGAGAAAGGUGAAGAAAAGCAAAAGACGGAGCACCUCAAGUGCCAGCUCUAUGAUGAAGGACAAGAUUCCAGAGCCAGAGCAGAUCGUCGAUGGAAACCGCGACGUCAACUCUGCUCGACCGACUUCCGAUAAAACCGGAGCUACUGAAAGAAAACCUGUCGACGGGAAAGAUGGAGACAAGGUAAAUUCUCAAACCGUGGUGGCUACAUCGAGAAACGAAGACUCUAAGGGCGCAGCGUCAGCCCCGGUUCUCUCGGACAUUACUCAUUCCAGCGAACAAGGAACGAAAACCGAUGCUCAGGGGCCAUCGAGGAAAGCUGCAAAGAAACUUAAAAAAGGAGAUGUUGACUACAGAAAACGAAAAUCAGGGGAUCACAAUACCCAAUAUGGGCUCAAUUCCGUGUCUGCUUGGUCGUCCGAUGAAGAAGUAGAAAAUGGCCCACAAAAGAAGCUGGUAUCGAGUGCCAAUUCCGAUUUCCGAAAGAUCCAACGGCAACUGCAGCCCAGCAUUGUCCAGCGAGAUGCGCAUGAUAUCGAAUACGAUCAGGGUAAGCGCAAGCACAAAGCAAAGAAUAAGAUGCGACAAAAUUUCCAGGGCCACCAGGAGGGCUUCAAUAGUGCUGGGCUGUGGAAAUUUGAGCAGCGAAAAAGCAAUCGGCACUAAGCGAAAAUUGCUUGAACAAAUUGCCCGCCUUGCGAAAUGUAUGUUUUACUGCGACGACAUAAAUAAAGAAAAAGAAAAACUGCACAGAAGAAGCGAAUUAUAUGCAAAGGACUGCAAUAAAAAUAAAUCCAAA